Molecule: messenger RNA, 4158 nt
Organism: Brienomyrus brachyistius
Lineage: Eukaryota; Metazoa; Chordata; Actinopteri; Osteoglossiformes; Mormyridae
Gene: sec22bb
Product: SEC22 homolog B, vesicle trafficking protein b
Exons: 5
Coding region: 2754-3401 (215 amino acids)
Biological process (GO): vesicle fusion with Golgi apparatus; retrograde vesicle-mediated transport, Golgi to endoplasmic reticulum; endoplasmic reticulum to Golgi vesicle-mediated transport
Cellular component (GO): SNARE complex; endoplasmic reticulum membrane; endoplasmic reticulum-Golgi intermediate compartment
Molecular function (GO): SNAP receptor activity
Source: RefSeq, a predicted model, not a curated record
GAACCCCUCUGUUGUGGACAUUUUCCAUUACCACCUGCAUUAUCCAAUCAGUAUGGAGUACAGAGUGCUCAGUGUUCAAAUAAUUACUUCAAUAUAAUGUCAUUAACAAUGAAAGCAAUACGGGAUUUAGUGAUAAAUUGCAAGUACAAGUAGACAAAAUGAGACACUAGUCUUUGGAGAAACUGGCUGCGUUUUCACGUUAAGUAACAUACAGGUUAUUGAGCAACAUAUCACACUUGAUAAUAUAGCAUGCAGGCGUGCACCUGGUUCUCACGCCCUUAGCACUGGAAAUAUAUCAGCAAAAGGUCAGUUUUAUGAUGUUGCAGAUUGAUGCUGAGUGUCAUCAACUAAAUAUUUAUUUUAUACACUAGUUCUGUGCAUUUGAUUUUGAACUUGUGUAACGCAUAUUGCAGGAAAAUCUUAUGCUGUGACACCAUAGUUCUCUUAUCUUCACAUUCUAACUGCUUUUUGAGAAUAUUACAGCUUUAUCAAUAUGAAAUGGGUUUAAAAUAUGGAUAUUUCUGUAGUAAUUAUAGGAUAUCACAUAUUAGACACCUGAACACUGCAUUAAACACUGUAACUGCUAGAAGUGAAUGUCUUUAAGUUGCUGAACACAGUUAUUCAAUAACUUUUAUGUAACAAAGUACCAAGCAUAGUCCAAUUAUUUUACCUGUUUGAUUAGUUGCUAUCAUGAACCUUUUUUCGGGCUGCGGCAAAUACACAACAUUCCCUGUACCCUCACGGUUUAUACACAUCUAAAUGGAAGCAGUUAUCUAUCGUUGUUGGAAUAUCGAUGAAAAUCUGAAAUGUGUGCAGACAUUACGGAGCCUUGUGAUCCAAGGAUAACAACAGUGCAUGUUAGAUUGUGUGAUGUGCUCUGACAUGCUACAAGCUGAAACCACCCUGGUCAUGUGACGGAACCUUGCCUGCCAAUGAGCGCUAAGUAUUGGGGUCAGCGUUGGGGGAGGGGCUGCUUGGGUGUUCCCUGCCACCAGGCUCUACAGAGACUAACAUGGGCUUUCUAUGCACAAAUAUAUUGGUUAAGUGGCCAAAAAUGUGAUUUGUACAGAAAGCUUGGAAGUGAUGUGAUGAGAUUUAAUUCUGAUUCUAGGUUAUCAAAACUAGAGGAAAAAUGGAAAAAACUAUUAUUCAGCCUCGGUUUCUCUUCCUCAUAGCACUCAUGGGUUAGCAGGCAGAACACGUGAUGUGAUUUCUACAUUUCCUGUAGACCCGCCUGAAAACCGAAAGCAGUGCAGGUAUCCGACAGCUCUCUGGUCAGAUAGUGCAGGGAACAAAAUCCAUUGUGCUUUGAGUUUCUGGUACUUUAAGGGGAGAUUACAAUCACUGACUAAACUGAGAUCUUGAGAUUGAAAUGGCAAGCCAAGGACACUGAUUCUGCAUGCAGAUGAGCAGUUUUUUUUUAGCUAUCUCUGAUUGAAGCUUCUUAUAGUAAGCAGGCUAGUCUUUGAGUGAAACUGUCAGCAGAUGUUGGAAUUGAUGUCUCCCUCUGACAGCUCCAAAAUAAAAAAAAAAGACCCUUGAUCUUUUUCAGAGUAGGCGCAAUGAGCACGCUCUGAACUUCAUGGGGGCGUGUCUCUUAGUCAGGUGACCAGAUGUAAUCUGGAGUAAUCUGAGAACGGAUGAGAAGAAUAAGCAGGGAUGUGUGUCAUUUGACUUUCUUUCAUUCUUUUUUUCUUUGUCUUCCCUUCUCCCCGUUUUUGUUAUUCUGUAUAAAUAAUGUAGUGAUGUAUUACCAUACACUAAUGUAAAGUGCCUUGUGGCGUGUCUGUAGUGAAAGGUGCCAUAUAAAAAUAAAUUGAACAGAAUUGAGCUGAAGAUCACUGUGUGGAUGAGCUUGGAACAAAUGCCUGUUUGUUAAAAGGAAAAAAAAACGUUAUUAGACAUUUUCCUUAAACCUAAAAAUUUCAGUAGUGAUUCACUAAUCAAGAGGCAUGACAAAAUGAAGAUGCAGAUCAUGCUGACAGGAGAAUGUAUAUCAGAGCACAGCUCGGUGCAGAUUAAUUGUACUUUUUUGCAUUUAGGACCAGGAUUCCAAUGGUUUAAAGUCUUUGAGAAGUGGGAUUAUAACAUUUAGCAGCACUUCACCCACCCUAAACCACAGGUACACCUGCAAGUCACCAUGUACACUGAAUAACUCCUGCCUUGGACUGUGCCAACUGUAUGUUGCUUUGCUUAAAUGCAUCUGCUAAGUGUAAUGCAGCCGCCUAGGGCACCAGCAUCUGAGAGGGCACCUCCUUACCAAACCGCCGAAGUAGAAACGGGAGGUAAAGUUUGACGGGGCGCCCCGUUGUGAACCUUGACUUAGGCGAUGUGUUAGCUUCAACCGGCACUUAAUCGUAGACUGAAUAUAAGUGAGUCAAAUAUAACGCGCAAAAUGACGGAUAUAAUAGCAUGUUUCCUUAUUUAAAAAAAAAAGUAGCAGGACGUAUUCAGUACACAUGGGACACAGAACAACAUCAGAUACAAGUUUUACUGUCGGUCUGACGUUCGAGUCUGAUUACAAUUACCGUGUCACUUAUUUUUGGCCGGAACCUUUUUUAUACGAAUCACGUUGUACUUUAAGGGCGGGCGUAAUUGAGUGACACACCAGCAUCACUUCCGGCCACCUCAGCGUCGGUGUUUUCAUUGCGCUGGUAAUCUAGGGUACUUGCUGCUGCUGCGAAAUCAGGAGGGUCGAGUUUUCUGUAACGAACAGUUUUGUUUUUUGGGAUAGUCAGAACAAUUGGCUUAAAAUGGUUUUGCUGACAAUGAUCGCUCGGUUGGCCGACGGGCUGCCUCUCGCCGCCUCCAUGCAGGAGGAUGAACAGCUGGGCCGGGACCUACAGCAGUACCAGAGCCAGGCCAAGCUGCUGUUUCGCAAACUCAACGAGCAGAGCCCCACACGCUGCACAUUAGAGGCCGGCGCCAUGGCCUUCCACUACGUGAUUGAGAAAGGCGUGUGUUACCUGGUCCUGUGUGAGGCGGGUUUCCCAAAGAAGCUGGCCUUCGCGUACCUGGAGGACCUUCAAGCUGAGUUCCACGAGCAACAUGGGAAGAAGGUCCACAGUGUCUCGCGCCCAUACUCCUUCAUAGAGUUUGAUACCUACAUCCAGAAAACAAAAAAGUCGUACAUAGACAGCAGAGCACGUAGGAACCUCGGUAACAUCAACACGGAGCUCCAGGACGUGCAGAGGAUCAUGGUGGCCAACAUUGAGGAGGUGCUGCAGAGAGGCGAGGCCUUAUCUGCUCUGGACUCCAAGGCCAUGAACUUGUCCAGCCUAUCUAAGAAGUACCGCAGCGACGCCAAAUAUUUGAACACUCGCUCCACCUACGCCAAGCUGGCCGCCGGUGGCGUCUUUUUCAUCAUGCUCAUUGUCUACGUGCGUUUCUGGUGGCUCUGAAUUAGGGGGGCAGGGGGGGGUUAGGACUUGAGGGGGGGUGAGGGGAAGGCAAAGAAGCGGAAUCCAAGGAGGUCUGAAGAACGUCCAGAUGGAGGAACAGAACAAAAUAAACGAGGCUACGUUACUCCACCAGGAUCCAUCCUGCUCUUUAGGCCGUCAGGCUGGCCGCCUUCCUAUUGGUAGAUCGACACAGAUCUGUAAUUUACUAUUAAUGUUAUUCUUAUUGCUGGGUUUAAUUGACACUAGCACAACAUGUUUGAUAAUGGCUGAUGUGUAUGAGUGUGAGAGAGAGGAUCUGGUUUAAGUUAAAGAGGAUGUGCGUGCGUGGAUGUGCUCUUUGUGUCAGUCUCUGUGUUUAAACGCUAACGGGUGCCCGACCUGCCUCAGCGUUUGUGCUGCGUGGCGGAGCUGGGGAUGAGGCGGCCAUGCACCCAUACACCUGUCUCUGUGCUGUCAUUUGGUCUCGCUGAAGAGUUCAAUGGGAGUUUUGUGUCAUGCUAACAGGAGUCGUGUUUACCCCGAGAACAAGGGAUACCCUGGAUUACGUUUGUCAUGUCUGUGUCUGAGCUGACGAUCAUAAGUGUUACCGGACCGGACUCCCAUAUGUAUAGACUGACAAGCUUAACGGUACAUUGUAAAAAGUUUACAUAUAUGUUAUGUUUAAAAAAAGGCAAGAAAACAUUAUUAGCAGUUUGAGGCAAAUAUGUACAUGAUUAAAUGAAACCUGCAGUUACAAAAAUAAAGUUAGCGACUGGUA